Messenger RNA from Vicia faba (fava bean), 1548 nucleotides. The record is from the annotation of a GenBank genome assembly. Lineage: Eukaryota; Viridiplantae; Streptophyta; Magnoliopsida; Fabales; Fabaceae.
AUGGGAAGAGUGGUUGUGGGAGUGACGGUGACGGUGGCUGUGGCGGCGUGUGCGGUGGCUGCGGUUGUGGUUGGGAGGAGAGUCAAGAGUAGGAGGAAGUGGAAGAAGGUAGGGAAUGUGUUGAAGGAGCUUGAGGAAGGUUGCGAUACGAGUGUUGGGAGGUUGAGGCAGGUGGUGGAUGCUAUGGCGGUGGAGAUGCACGCUGGUUUGGCAUCUGAAGGUGGUUCUAAGCUCAAAAUGCUUCUUACCUAUGUCGAUAAUCUUCCCAAUGGCUGUUGCUUUCGAAAUGCUGACCGUUUUGUUUCAUCACUGUCAUUUCAGAGGACUGAGAAAGGACCAUAUUAUGCGCUGCAUCUUGGGGGCACAAAUUUUAGGGUCACGAGGGUUCAUUUAAGUGGUCAACCAUCUCCUGUCUUGGAGCAUGAAGUAGAGCGACAACCCGUUCCCCCACAUCUAAUGACUAGCACAAGCGAGGAUCUCUUUGAUUUUAUCGCAUCAUCGUUAAAGGAGUUCAUUGCAAAAGAAGGAGAUGGUUCCAAUAUUUCACAGGACAGAAGGGAGCUUGGCUUCACAUUCUCCUUUCCUAUGAAACAAAUGUCUGUUUCCUCGGGGAUUUUAAUCAAGUGGACGAAAGGGUUUUCCAUUGUAGAUAUGGUAGGAAGAGAUGUUGUGGCGUGUUUGCAGGAAGCAUUUGUAAGAAAAGGCCUGGAUGUGCAUGUAGCUGCCUUGGUUAAUGAUACUGUUGGAACAUUAGCUGUUGGACACUAUCAUGAUCCUGACACUGUUGCUGCAAUAGUUAUUGGUACUGGUACUAAUGCAUGCUAUCUGGAACGAAUUGAUGCUAUUAUCAAGUGUCAGGGUCUUCUUACAACAUCAGGACGCAUGGUUGUCAAUAUGGAAUGGGGAAACUUUUGGUCGUCUCACUUACCAAGAACACCAUAUGACAUUGAGUUAGAUGCUGAAAGCCCUAAUCCAAAUGAUCAGGGUUUUGAGAAAAUGAUAUCGGGAAUGUAUCUUGGCGAUGUUGUGAGGAGAGUCAUUCUCAGGAUGUCACUGGAGUCGGAUAUGUUGUUUGGACCUAUUUCUACCAAGCUUUCAACGCCUUUCGUAUUGAGGACUCCUUUGAUGGCUGCUAUGCAUGAGGAUGAUUCACCUGACUUGAUAGAAGUAGCAAGAAUCCUCAAUGACACCUUUGAGAUUCCAGAUGUUCCAUUGAAAGCAAGAAAAAUUGUGGUGAAGGUGUGUGAUGUGGUGACUCGUAGAGCUGCUCGGUUAGCAGCUGCUGGUAUUGUUGGUAUAUUGAAGAAGAUUGGUCGCGACGGGAGUGGCGGGAUCACAGGAGGACGAAAUAGGAGUGAUGUAAAAAUGAAAAGAACAGUUGUGGCAAUCGAAGGAGGAUUAUACUCAAGCUAUACAUUGUUUAGGGAGUAUUUGCAUGAAGCUCUAAACGAAAUACUGGGGGAAGAUAUUGCAAAGCAUGUAACUCUAAAUGUCACCGAAGAUGGAUCAGGCAUUGGAGCAGCACUGCUAGCUGCAUCAUAUUCUUAA